ACUGCUCCCCGCCUCCACACCAGCAGCGUCUACCACCUCUGCCGCUGUCCUCUUACGGGUCCCCCUUCAUCGCUCUAUCGCACACCCAGCAAAGUCCCUGCGCCCUGCCCUAGCCCCUCCUCAAGCGCCCCCCCUCCUCCGCCCCAGCUUGGCAACAGUUAAGGCCUAAUGCAGGCACCGCCUGGCCUCCAACGUGCGCGGGUCUGACGUCACUUCCGCCGGCGACCCCUUCCUGACCCUGCCCCACACACCUUGUUAAAGGAUCGGAGCCACCCGCAGAGGUGCUUGUGCACACCUGCUCCCUAGGGGCACAGGGACUGUCAUGGCCCCCAGCCACCUGUCAGUGCGGGAGAUGAGGGAAGAUGAGAAGCCCCUGGUGCUGGAGAUGCUGAAGGCUGCUGUGAAGGACACUGAAAACCGAGUGGCCCUCCACGCCCUGACACGGCCACCUGCCCUGCUCCUCCUGGCGGCGUCCAGCAGUUGCCUGCGCUUUGUGCUGGCCUCCUUUGCCCUGGCCCUCCUUCUGCCUGUGUUCCUGGCCGUGGUGGCCAUGAAGCUGGGCCUGCGUGCCUGGUGGGGCUCGCUGCCUCCACCGGGCGGCCUAGGGGGGCCCUGGGUAGCAGUGCAUGGCUCAGGUGAUGUGUGCGGGGUCCUGGCCCUGGCCCCAGGCUCUAACUCGGGGGGUGGGGCCCGGGUCACUCGCCUCUCUGUCUCCCGCUGGCACCGCCGCCAAGGCGUGGGCAGGCGGCUGCUGGCCUUUGCAGAGUCCCGGACACGUGCCUGGUCAGGGGGUAUGGGGGAGCCCCGGACCCGCCUCGUGGUCCCAGUGGCCGUGGCAGCUUGGGGCGUGGCAGGGAUGCUGGAAGGCUGCGGCUACCAGGCUGAGGGGAGCUGGGGCUGCAUGGGCUACACGCUGGUAAGAGAGUUCAGCAAGGACCUGUGACUCCAACAUGAGCACCUAUUGUGUGCAGGAACUUUCAUAUCCUCCCUGUGCGAAUCACCAGCCUGGUCAGGGCCCAGAAACUGAGGCCUACAGAGGAAAAGACAGCCUGAGGCCUGACUUUCGUGUCUGAACUUCUCAGAGUGGUCAACCUGUCUUCUGGCCCCCUGCCUCAGAUUCUGUCUGCACUGAGAGAUCACCCCAGUCUGUUUCUCUGCAAAGCCUACAUUGUUUGUGCUACCGGCCUGGGAGACAGAGAGAGGAGGAGAAGAGACUGAGCAAGUGUGCCCCACCAAGCGUUAGGACUUGGGGCAGGGGCAUCCCAAACUGGGAUGAGGCCCCCACCAUGAAUGGGGUGGGGUUUGAUGCCUGUGCUUGGAGAGGAUGAGUCCGGAGCCAGAGGGGAUGAGCAGAGCCUCUGCCGGGGUGGGUUUUCUCCUAGAGAGACCCUGCAAGGAGUGGGUGAGCACAGGGAGGCUGGCAGCCCCUCCCUGGGGGAAGGGGAUUGCUGAGAGGGGUGGCCAGACCCGUCUGGUUUUUUACACCCGAUUGUUAAUAAAGCCUGAAACUGC
Molecule: messenger RNA, 1512 nt
Organism: Hipposideros armiger (great roundleaf bat)
Lineage: Eukaryota; Metazoa; Chordata; Mammalia; Chiroptera; Hipposideridae
Gene: NAT14
Product: N-acetyltransferase 14 (putative)
Exons: 3
Coding region: 323-943 (206 amino acids)
Molecular function (GO): N-acetyltransferase activity
Source: RefSeq, a predicted model, not a curated record